Molecule: messenger RNA, 2066 nt
Organism: Hymenoscyphus albidus
Lineage: Eukaryota; Fungi; Ascomycota; Leotiomycetes; Helotiales; Helotiaceae
Source: the annotation of a GenBank genome assembly
AUGAAUAGGAUUUUGGAAUCACGCGCGGUUAAUUUGAGGAUCAGGACUACUUCUACUCGGACACUUAAUGGGAUUCUUCGAAGGGCAUUGUCAACGAAGGAUCUUGAUGCUAGUAAAGGGAGUGAGUCAGUAUGAUGCAAAUUAUGAUAUGUGAGGACUGAUAAUAUGAGAAGGUCGAGAACGAGUUGUUAUACUAGGAUCUGGGUAAGUUUCUGUUCGGAGAUACAUGGGUUUCUGAUCUAAUCGACACCUCAAAGCUGGUCGGGAUUCGUCCUCUCCCGACAAUUGGACAAGAAGAAAUUCCAACCUGUGGUCGUCUCACCGAGAUCGUACUUUGCUUUCACGCCUCUUCUUGCUUCGACUGCUGUUGGGACUCUGGAGUUCCGAACGACCGUUGAAUCUGUGAGGGCGAGGUCGUCGGGUGUGGAGUUCUACCAAGGAUGGGCAGAUGAUGUGAAUUUUCAUGAGAAGAGACUUAGGAUUGAGGAGGCGGUUGUCAGACAGGUUCCAAAUGCGGCCUUGGAUGAGAAGACUGCGAAGAAAGGUCAGGUUUUUGAUCUGAAGUAUGAUAAGCUUGUUGUGGCUGUUGGGUGUUAUUCUCAGACUUUUGGAACCCCCGGCGUGAGGGAGAAUGCGUUAUUUUUGAAGGAUGUUGUUGAUGCUAAGAAAAUCCGGAGGAGGAUUUUGGAAUGUGAGUUCCCUGAAGUCCCGUCGUUCUCUGUACAUAGGGUAUACUAAAAUGACUAGGCUUUGAAACCGCUGCGUUACCAACGACUUCUCCCGAAUUGAGAGAUUCGUUAUUGAGGUUUGCCAUCGUUGGUGGUGGCCGUAAGUAACAUGAAAUCCCGAUUAUUCUCAGAUAGCUAACUCUUGUCAGCCACUGGAAUCGAGUUCGCCGCAGAACUAUUUGAUCUCUGCAAAGAAGAUCUCAAAAGGGUGUACCCAACCUUGAUCCCCCAUGUGUCCAUCACGGUAUAUGACAUAGCGCCCAAGAUCCUCCCAAUGUUUGACGGCAAACUCGCCGACUAUGCACUUAACCUCUUCAAGCGAGACGGGAUAAAAAUCAAAACCGAGCAUCAAAUCGUGUCCCUUGAACCAGGACUCCCAGGCUCACCUCCCAACGAUGGAGGUUGCUACACCCUAAAAACCAAACAAGAAGGCGAAUUUGGAGUCGGAAUGUGCGUCUGGUCCACCGGCCUAAUGAUGAACCCCUUCAUCCAAAAAGCCCUCGACGACGUACACACCUUCCCCCUCUCCUCGGCCACCCUCUCCGCACCCAUGAAAGAAGAACCCACCUCCAAAAAAUGGUCUCUGAAGCGCUCCCCCCGCAACGGCGGCCUCAUCGUCGACUCCAACUUCCGCGUCAAGCUCAUCCCCAAGAACGGAAACGGGGCGCCUUCCCGGCUCUCUAACAGCACCCCUCUCCCCGUCGAAGCAACCAUGCACGAUGUCUUCGCUCUGGGAGAUGUCUCGGUAUUCGAACAGGGGCAGUUACCUGCCACGGCCCAAGUCGCAUCCCAGGAAGCGAAGUGGCUGGGCAAACGACUGAAUAGAGGGGAUGUUGGACAGGGCGACGGCUUCAGGUUCACGGAUAUGGGCGUCCUGACGUAUGUCGGGAACAUGAAGGCGAUUAUGCAGGGUAAGGGGGGGACGGAGGUUAAAGGGAGGACGGCGUGGUUAAUUUGGCGGGGUGCGUAUUUGACUAAGACGAUGAGUUGGAGGAAUAAGUUGUUGAUUCCUAUGUAUUGGUAUGUUUUUUUCUCGCUUUUCCCUUUCCCCCUCCCUUUAUUUUGGCUUUGGUCCUGGGUGGAUGUGCUAAUGAGGGAAUAGGGCUAUUAAUUGGUGUUUUGGGAGGGAUAUUUCGAGGUUUUGAGAUGGUUCGUUGGUUCGUAUUUCAUGAUGGAGAGUGGGAAUUGAGGGUUGGAAUGAUGGUGUAGGAUUAGAUUCAGAUUGCACCUGGUGUUCACUUGGAUAGACGGGGUAUGGAUUUCUUUUGUUUGUCUGGACGUAGCAUAGAAUAGAAUAGAUAGAUACUCAACAUAAAUACGUAGACAUUUCCCCUCUUA